AUGACUUUGAUCUGCGUCCUCAUCUGGACUCUCCUCUGCUGCUGCUUCACAGAGUCCAGAGGUCAGGUCACAGUGACUCAGCCUGCAGCAGUGACAGCUGAUCUGGGAGGAUCUGCCGGGAUCCCCUGUAGGACCAGUCAGGAUGUUCGUGUUUACGACAGCAAAUACCACCUUUUAUCCUGGUAUCAACAGAAAGAUGGACAACCUCCUAAGCGGCUCAUUUACGAUGCCAGCACUCGAGCAUCAGGGACUCCAAGUCGUUUUACAGGCAGUGGAUCAAACUCUGACUUCACUCUGACCAUCAGUGGAGUUCAGGCUGAAGAUGCUGCAGUUUACUACUGUCAGAGUUUUCAUCGCAUCAACACUCAGGCUGUGUUCACACAGUUAAAAACAGUCGUACAAAAACCUCCCUCAGUCAGACUGAACAGAAACUGCUGGGAGCCCUUGGAGGCCUCACAGGUCACAGAGCCCACCUUCCUCCACUGGUCUGCAGGGAGCCUCAGGAUGACUUUGAUCUGCGUCCUCAUCUGGACUCUCCUCUGCUGCUGCUUCACAGAGUCCAGAGGUCAGGUCACAGUGACUCAGCCUGCAGCAGUGACAGCUGAUCUGGGAGGAUCUGCCAGGAUCCCCUGUAGGACCAGUCAGGAUGUUUUUAACUCUGACCAUUUAGCCUGGUAUCAACAGAAAGAUGGACAAACUCCUAAGCUGCUCAUUUAUUAUGCCAGCUCUCGAGCAUCAGGGACUCCAAGUCGUUUUACAGGCAGUGGAUCAAACUCUGACUUCACUCUGACCAUCAGUAGAGUUCAGGCUGAAGAUGCUGCAGUUUACUACUGUCAGAGUCUUCAUAACAUUGGUAGUGAGUGGCCACGCACACAGUGAAAAACAGUCGUACAAAAACCUCCGUCAGUCAGGCUGAACAGAAACUGAACUGCAGCUGCAGAGACUGAUUCUGUUCAGUGAACAA
Messenger RNA from Fundulus heteroclitus (mummichog), 964 nucleotides. RefSeq lists its product as uncharacterized. NCBI's taxonomy places the organism in Eukaryota, Metazoa, Chordata, Actinopteri, Cyprinodontiformes, Fundulidae. The transcript has 5 exons. The record is from RefSeq and is a predicted model, not a curated record. Gene Ontology annotation, biological process: immunoglobulin production; immune response. The coding region runs from base 1 to 879 and encodes 292 amino acids.